AUGUUUCCUUCACUUUCGACUCUUCUACUGUUUUUCACUGUUUCACAGAAAGCAUCUGCAUUCGUUGCAUUCGAGUUCCAAACCUUGGAAUACACUCCAGUGGAGUUAUCAUUCAGCCAAGAUCUUCUCGAUGAUGAGAUUCUGACAAAGUGUUGUACUGAGACUGCAAGCUUCAACUUCCGAGCAUACGGAAGAGACUUUCCACUUCGACUUCAAAGAAACUGUCAGAUAAAAGAAGAGUUCGCAGAGGAGACUGCACAAUUUUCAGAUGAGGGAUCCACGUGGCAAGGAAAAUUGGAAGACCAACCAAACUCCACAGUUGACGGCGACAUUGUAAAUGGACUGUUCGAGGGAAUUAUUCUCACUGGAGACGGAGAGAAAUUCAUGGUUGAACGACAAUUCCAAUCCGAUGGAAAAGGACACUCUCUGAUCUACAAAGUCACAUCGAGAAAACAAGUUGUGAAGACUCUUUUUCCGGAAGAAGUAAUGAAUGACGAGGGGAGUGGAAUCCAAGGAAGCGGUCUAGAGAUUUCUUGA
This is a messenger RNA of Caenorhabditis remanei, 537 nucleotides long. RefSeq lists its product as uncharacterized. NCBI's taxonomy places the organism in Eukaryota, Metazoa, Nematoda, Chromadorea, Rhabditida, Rhabditidae. Gene Ontology annotation, biological process: membrane protein ectodomain proteolysis; Notch signaling pathway. The transcript has 4 exons. Gene Ontology annotation, cellular component: plasma membrane. The record is from RefSeq and is a predicted model, not a curated record. Gene Ontology annotation, molecular function: metalloendopeptidase activity. The coding region runs from base 1 to 537 and encodes 178 amino acids.